Photinus pyralis (common eastern firefly) is the source of this 1438-nucleotide messenger RNA. Its product is annotated as leucine-rich repeats and immunoglobulin-like domains protein 3. Gene Ontology annotation, molecular function: voltage-gated potassium channel activity; transmembrane transporter binding; potassium channel activator activity. Gene Ontology annotation, cellular component: voltage-gated potassium channel complex. The record is from RefSeq and is a predicted model, not a curated record. The transcript is spliced from 4 exons. Bases 240 to 1220 code for a protein of 326 amino acids. NCBI's taxonomy places the organism in Eukaryota, Metazoa, Arthropoda, Insecta, Coleoptera, Lampyridae.
ACCGCGCGCCAGAAAUGAAAAUUAGGUCUUAAAUUUUAAUUACUGGCUGUCAUUAUUGUUAUCGCAAUUUAAUAAACUUGAAGAUAAUGUCUAUUUACACUUAACGAUAACACUUUGUUCAAUUAUACCUAUUAAACGCGUAACGUAAUUAUUUAAUUUUCCCGAUGAUCACGUUCAUUAUUUGGAAAUGUUUGUGACUGGAAAGUGUGUCGUUUACAGAAAAUCGUAUUGAGUUCUCAAUGUCGAUUUAUAAAGUGACUGCAUUCGUUUGUUUUGUUAUACUUUUCAAAUUGACCCAUGAAAAAUGUGCCGACGAUGAUAAAGGAUGCGUCCAGACGAAAACCCACGGAAUGAUUAGCGCCGACUGUUACAAUGGAAAUUUUCGAAAAAUACCUCAGUGUUUGCGGAGUGACGUGGAAAUACUCGACUUAUCAUUCAACCGUAUACGAAAAAUAACGAAAGACGAAAUAGGAAAAUACAAAAGAGUAAAAAUUCUGUACUUAUCCGAUAAUUUACUAACAAAUUUGGAUGACUCGACGUUCGAAGAUUUAGGCGACCUGAUCACGUUGGAUUUAUCGCUGAACGCCAUCGUACAACCACCCCCAACGCUAUUUCGACUUCCGUCACUUAAGCGUCUAUAUUUAAGCCAAAAUCAGAACAUAAACAUAAUCGAUAUGAUCGAACAGGCGAAACCGAUCAGCAGUCCCUUGGAAUUGCUGGACGUCAGCUUCGACGAGCUGAAAACUCUGCCAGAUCUCGGGUUACUACCCUAUCUGCUAUUGUACAAUAUCUCCGGAAAUCACUUGCUUAAUUUGAAAGUAAGCGACAUAGCCGGCGUUUGCAAUUUGAAGGUGUUGGCGAACGCGAACUUUUCGGCUUCCUUUCAAAACCCCUGCGACUGUUGGAAUUUUCAACAGUGGUUGCGCAACAGGGACGUCGAGUUUACUCAAAUUCCUUGCCAGAUUACACAAGAGAAUUGCCCAUAUAACAUCUCCCAGGAAGAUUUAAAAACAUUCAACGACUGCAAAUCUAGACAGGAGGUUGAUCGGAAAGCGACUCUUUUCGUUAUUGGUAUAAGCGCCGCAGCGGUAAUAGCGGUGUUAGCGUUAGUAAUAAUCGGUUACAUUAUAUAUCGCAGGAAGAGGAAUAGAAAAUUUCUACGGAAAAAACAGUCCAAUAUUCUCUUGGAUGAAAAAAAGGAAACUGCGGGUUUCUUAUGAACUGGUGCCAUUUAAAAAGUGAUACUAUUUUUGAUAGUUACCUAUUACGAACUAGAGCUGUGUUAAUUGAAUAUUAUUUUAGAAACUUAAAAAGUUUUUCUUAUUUAUUUGUUAGUUUUACGUUUUGUAGGUUGUCUUCAUUUUGUAUUCGAUUGCAGAGUACAGGGUUUUUUUGUUUUGGAAUUUGAAAGCAAUAAAUGUUUUGUUUUAUGUUUCCA